Messenger RNA from Eurytemora carolleeae, 425 nucleotides. Its product is annotated as nuclear transcription factor Y subunit gamma. The transcript has 3 exons. The record is from RefSeq and is a predicted model, not a curated record. Gene Ontology annotation, biological process: regulation of DNA-templated transcription. Gene Ontology annotation, molecular function: protein heterodimerization activity; DNA-binding transcription activator activity, RNA polymerase II-specific. The coding region runs from base 138 to 425 and encodes 95 amino acids. Gene Ontology annotation, cellular component: nucleus; CCAAT-binding factor complex. Lineage: Eukaryota; Metazoa; Arthropoda; Copepoda; Calanoida; Temoridae.
UUUUUUAAUGCUGGUCGGAGGCUACCUAGUGCUAGGAGAACAGACAUACACUCAGACGGACAGACAAACGUUGCAAUCUAUUUCAAAAACCCAAAAAAAUGAUUGAUCUAAUUUUUCAGAAAAAAGGCUGAGAAAAAAUGGCGGGAAUGAUGCAACAUCAGCAAAUUUCGGAGGCACAACAAGCCUAUGAUACAUUUUGGCCAAAGGUGAACGAUGAGAUCAGAACCAUGACUAUCGGAGACCUGAAGCACCAGGAGCUCCCCCUCGCCAGGAUUAAGAAGAUCAUGAAGCUCGACGAGGACGUCAAGAUGAUAUCUGCUGAGGCCCCUGUACUGUUUGCCAAGGCUGCUGAGAUAUUUAUUCAUGAAUUAACAAUGCGCGCCUGGAUUCAAAAUUUCAUGAUCUUGGAUAUAAAUAGUUUCUGA